Messenger RNA from Microplitis demolitor, 7959 nucleotides. RefSeq names its product E3 ubiquitin-protein ligase SH3RF3 (gene POSH). NCBI's taxonomy places the organism in Eukaryota, Metazoa, Arthropoda, Insecta, Hymenoptera, Braconidae. The record is from RefSeq and is a predicted model, not a curated record. The transcript is spliced from 9 exons. Bases 963 to 3647 code for a protein of 894 amino acids. Gene Ontology annotation, molecular function: protein binding; metal ion binding; ubiquitin protein ligase activity. Gene Ontology annotation, biological process: protein ubiquitination; positive regulation of JNK cascade; positive regulation of proteasomal ubiquitin-dependent protein catabolic process.
CCACAGUUUAAAGGACCAAUAAGACGUCGCCGCGAGUUCUGUGACACUUACAUGAGUACUCACAUGUUUUAAUAAAGUAUUCUAGACGAUAGUGUGUGAGAGAGGAAGGGGAAGAUAAAAUAAAAAAGUAUAUAACCGGAAAUGGCGGAGCGUGAUUGAUUUAAUAAAAUUAAAUCUGUGAUGAGGUGUGUGUGUUAUCACUAGUCCCCGGGCACUCUCAAAGUCGCAUGAUAAUGUCAUCGAGCACAUGGAGGAGAUUAUUGAUUAUCUAUUGUUACUAUGAUAACAUUAUUAUUAAAUUGUGUAAUGAGAGAAAUAUGAUACUGCUCGUGCCGCAAUUUAUGUUGUCGCGCUGACAGUGCGUUGGUCGUCGUUGCUAACAGUAAUAUAGACAAGUAGUUUUUUUUUAGUUGCUCCGGUAUCUGGAUCUGAGACAAAAAAGUUUUAUCGUUGGUUCAUUAUGAUGAUCAAGUUUCGGCUGUGAUGACUCGAGGGUGGAGGUGGAGAUUUAUUGUAGAAGAGUUGAAAAAUAAUUACAGCCUCGUGGGGGUUUUAAGAUACAGCGCCAUGGGUAUGAGUUUUUUUUUCUUGGUUUAGUUUAACGACCGCCCCCGUGUCCAUGCAGCGAAAGUGAUGAGAGAGUGAUAGUGCGACGAGGUUCGAGGAACUAGAGAAAAGUGUUUAAAUAAAGUGAGAUUUACUGCUAGUGCCUAGUUUUAUUAUUAUGUAUUAUAAAUAUAUUAUAGACUGUAUAAUUAUAAAUAGAUAUUGAUAAUUACUGAGUCAGUUGACAUCACACAUGACGAAAUUACCUUUUUAAAUUAAUAAUAUUAUAAAUUAUGACGUUAGACAAUAAAUUUAAUUAUUAAAUUCAGUAAUCUGAUUGAGAAAAUAUAAAAUUUAAGAUUUAAUUGACACUAGAUAGUAGAGUGUUGACAAUAAAGUAAAAAUAAACUACCAAGAUGGACGAGUGCAUGUUAAAUGAUCUGCUGGAAUGCUCCGUUUGUCUUGAGAGGUUGGACACCUCGAGCAAAGUCCUGCCAUGUCAGCAUACCUUCUGUAAAAAAUGUCUCGAGGAAAUAGUCAGCACGCAUCGGGAACUGAGGUGUCCAGAAUGCCGCGUGCUGGUGGAUGCUAAGGUCGACGAUUUGCCGCCCAAUGUUUUGUUGAUGAGGAUACUGGAGGGUAUGAGAAACGCGACUCCGAAAAGUGCUAAACCCUAUGCACGAACAACAACAGGUCCGCAAAGACUUUUUGGCGGUCAUCAGGUAACACCGAUGCCCGCCGCUGUCACAACGACCAUGGCACCAGUUGUCCUUGCAGCUGAUCCAGCAAGACACGCAAAUGCUUCCGCUAAGCAAGUGCACCUUCAUAAUCAACCCUAUGGCAGAGCUAUUUAUGAUUACAUCUCAAAAGUCCCGGGAGAUUUGAGCUUUAAAAAGGGAGAUAUUGUGAUUUUAAGAAAAAAAAUUGAUAAUAAUUGGUAUUUUGGUGAGUGUGGAAAUAAUCAUGGCGUAUUUCCGCUCUCUUAUGUCCAGGUGAUGACUCCUUUGCCGCCGCAUGUUCCACAGUGUAAAGCCUUGUAUGAUUUUAGAAUGACUAAUGAUGAAGAGGACGGAUGCCUUACAUUCAACAAAGGUGAAGUAAUUAGUGUAAUAAGAAGAGUCGACGAGAAUUGGGCAGAAGGAAAAUUGCUAGAUCGUAUUGGGAUUUUCCCACUGGCUUUUGUUGAGUUAAAUAGCGUUGCACGAGCUCUGAUGAAGUUGUCGACAAAUGUGCAGCCAGGGCCGUCGAGAGUUGCACCGCCAACUCCAACGAAUGAAGAAACAACACCGCUGAUACCAACAGACCAUACCAGAAAUGUCCAGACGACCAGCAGUCAACCUCAGCGGCCACAAACAGCACCAGCGGCUGUCCUGCCUGUGUCUGAUUCGAGCUCAACAGUUUCCUCUGGCGGCAGCUCCACUACCACAACUCCAAAUACACCAAAUAGUUCAACGACCUCAAGCAGCUCUAGUACUGCACCAAGCAGUCCCAGUAGUCCGGCCACUUCCCCACCAGCUGUCGGUGGUAGACACAGCGCUAAACGUCACAGUUUUACGGCAGUUAAUACUGGACACCAUCCACAUCCUCAUCACAGACACAGCGCUGAAAUUUUAAGUCCACCGGCAACUGAACAAAAUAUCAGCGGAAGUAGUAAUAAUGCUGCAAAUACCACUGAGACAUUCGCUCCGUCACAAUCAACCACAGGAACUCAAGAACACAAUUUACGUCAUCGUAGGAGUGGCAGCAGUGAUCUUGUCCUGUCUCAGCCCUCUUCAAGUUUACCUAUUGCCAAUUCUACGACAAAUUUACCAGCUGCCUAUGUUGCUCUCUAUCCAUACAAACCUCAGAAAGCUGACGAACUCGAGUUACGUAAAGGAGGUAUUUAUAUGGUGACUGAACGUUGUCAAGACGGUUGGUUCAAGGGUACAUCAAAUCGUACACAAAAGUGUGGAGUUUUUCCGGGUAAUUAUGUUACACCUGCCAAAUGUCAACGGGGAAUUUGUCGAGUUACUUUAACAACGACACAUCAGACCGCGACGCUGACAACUGCUCAGGCAACAAAUGAUUCACGAAUGACUAUCAGCUAUACUAAGAACAAAGGUGCAACAGCACAGCCGUAUAUUCCUCGUUCUCUUCCGCCUCCAGAGUUGCCACCACGCGCAGUAAGUCCUUCACCAGCUGUAUCAGCAUCUUGGCACGGUCAGGGACAAGGACAAAGCCCUCCACGGCUUGCUGAGCAAGCUGCUGCCAAUCCACUCGGCCGUAGUCAUAGUGCAGUGAUGUCAUCUAAUAUUGCUUCACCAGGUAAAACAAUGCUAUCACCGCCAUCAAAUGUAAUCUCACCAGCGACUACAAGCUCCGAUAUGAAUCGAAGUCCAAGCAAUACUCUUAGAGUGACCGGUGGUGUAACUCCGCCUCCAAAUGUUUCAGUUGCCGCUGCCGCUGCUGCAGCCACAACUCCCGCCGCUUCCAAGUCCAGCGAAAAAGCAAAGCCAAAAGAAAAGAAAGAAAAAGGUGUAUCACUAAUGCGUCGUUUAACGAACAUAAAAAAAUCGAAAUCUCCACCUCCCGCGACUUACUCAAUGGACAAUCCAGUCUUUGAGGAUGGGAAUUUUGUGGCUUCCUCAGACGCCGUACACGUACGAUCGGGAUCAUGCCCGAGUCAGUUGUUAGAAGUCGGAUCAAGUCAAGAAAGAACGAGUCCAAGUAAUCAGCAACGCUUACAUCCAGGAACUGUCCAAGGAACAUUGACGACAUCACAAAGAGCUAAGCCCAAGGAACGGCCCUCAUUGCCUAUUACCUUUCUACCGAGAUCUGGAGAAGCUGGAGUAACAUCAGCGAAUCAUCAUCGCAAAAGCAACUCCUUGGACGCUGGAAUGGGAAAGCAGAGCAAACAGCAGCCGACGAUGCGUGAACGAGAACGUGUAAACAGAUUCCGCUGCAUCGUACCUUAUCCGCCGAACAGCGAAUUCGAGCUGGAGCUGAGGAUCGGUGACAUUAUUUACGUUCACAAAAAACGUGAUGAUGGAUGGUACAAAGGUACUCAGCAGCGCACUGGACGCACUGGACUAUUUCCGGCGAGCUUCGUUGAAGCUUUCUGAGAUACAACUCAAGGUCGUCUUGUCUUGGAGACUUGCAUUUAGAUCAAGUCUUUUUAAGAGAAGACAACCUAAGCUCGUUUUCGUCUGUUUAUAUUUUUUAUUUCAAUACAUCACUAAUUACUUAUUAGUGACUUACUAUAAUUAUUAUUAAUAUUAUUAUUAUUAGGAAAGAAAUAAUUAAUUGCAUCACAAUUGACUGAGAUAAAUGAGAUACUAAACUGCCAUGGGUAAAAAAAAAAUAUUAAAUAAAAUUAGUAAGCAAAACGAGAAAUUAUAUAUUUAUUGACUCGUAUAUGCUGAAUUUGCGUGCAAUGUAUUAUAACUGCCAUUGGUGUAGUUCAAAUUUUUUUCUGAUUGUUUUUUAUAGAAAAAUAUUAAAUUUAAUAAUUAAUAAUAAUAAUAACAACAAAUAUUAGUAUUGUUAUUAUUAUUAUUAAAUGGAGUUUAAUAAGUUGAAAUAUGUUGACUCAGCAAUUUUUAAAUAUAAUAUUAUAGCUGAAAGUUGCUAAUUUAAUUGCUGAGAUAGACAAAGAAUUAAAUAUUUAAAAAUAAUUUACCACGUAUGACGUUGGUUUAGUUUUAAAUAUUAAAAAUAAUGUAUACCGAUAAGACUAAUUUCAUUGAGACUUAUCAAUGCCAUUUGUAUAGUUAGAAGUAUAGAUAACAAAAUAACUCACUUUAUUUUAUUAUCACAUCUCAUUUUAUUGUCACCGCUUGCGUAGAAAUUGACUGAAAUAAUUUUUUUUAUCGGUUUUAAAAUCAAAUAGGAACGUCCUCAUUAGGAAACCUCUUAACUCAACAUUUUUAUUAGCAAUUGUCAUAUAUUUUAUAUGAAUAUGAGUGAUGGAUAAAUUUUUUUAACCCAUUCUCUUGUUUUAUGUUUUUAUAAAUAUAGAGAAUUAUAUGAAUACUCGAAUGUUUAUGAACUUUUAAGUUUUUAGAGACGUCACGAAUUUUUUUUUUCGUCCAAUCUUUUAUAUUAUAAACUAGAAUUGCAUUUCUUAAGGUCGCAUAUAAAUCAUAAAAAUAUUUAUGACUUUUAAAGGUAUUAAUAAUUGGGUAUUUUGCCUUAUGGUAUGAGCUCGGUAUGCAUUUAUUUAGAAUGUAUAAGUUUUAAAAAUUGUUGCACGUAAAUCGUCUCCAAAAAAAAAAUUUAAGGAGACUGAUGUCUUAGAAAAGUUAAAACAAAUAAUUUUUUUUAUGCACAUAAGUAAAGAAAAUUAAAUUCUCUUGUUAUUCUCUCUACAUAUUUUGCAUGUCUAAAUAUUUUUUUAAACGUCAACAAAAAAUAGCUAGUCCUUUUUUUUGAAUAAAAUUUUAAAAAGGAGUUAGUAAGUUUGCUACUAAGGACGUCAAUGUCUCAUUACUUUUUUUAAAUAUUUUCUAACGCUUGUGUUCAAAUAAUAUCGUAUUUUAUCAGCUGCCGUGACCUUUACUAUUACUUUUUAUAACUUUUAUUUUAUAUUUUUUAUGCACAUUAAAUUAUAUAAAGUUAAAGAGUAAAGAAUAAAUUUUUUAUAAAUUUUUUUUUUUAACAAAAAUAUUUCUAAACAUAAAACCCCAGCACACAGAAUAUAAAUAAACUUUUAUUUAUUUAUCCGGUAUUAAAGUGCUUCCAGUGUUCAGUGGACAGUAUUCGCAUCCAAUUUUAUUUCUUCUCUUUUUUAAUCAACAAUGACAAUUUUUUUUUAAAUUUAAUUACAUGACGUAAGCACAAAAUUUUAUUACUGCAAAUACAACUAGCGUACUUAUCACUCAUACUUUACAUUUCUAUUUCUAUCUUUUUUUUUUAUUACUAUAUAAUAAUAAUAAUAAUUAAAAAAAAAACAACAUAUAAACAUUAGCACAAAAAACGUAUACGUUAUAAUAAAUAACUAGAUAAUAACAAUACUAUAUAAUAACAUUUAAUAAUUCACCACUUGUACCUAAUGCUUCUUUCAACUCCCGAUAAGUUGUUACUCGAAGCCGAUCAAUUAUUUUUUUUUUCAUAAUUAUUAUUAUUGUCAUUAAUGAAUUAAUAACUAAUAUAUAAAUUACUCAUGAUUAAUAAUUAAACUAUUUAAUCAAAAGUUAUUUAUCUCAUAAAAAUAAAUUGUCAUUUUAUUAAUAAUUAAUUAUUAAUCAAUAAUGUUUACAAACAUACGUUUAUAAAUAACGUAAUAAUUUUGUGUUCAUAUAUAAAUAUAAGAUAAUAAAAAAGCACAAGAUAUUUAAAAUAAAUAAUGACUUAUAAAUAAUUUUAACAAGAAAAACUGUUUCUAAGUCUUACUCUGUACUAGGGCACCAAUCUUAAUCUUCGCACAAUGUCAAAUGUAACUUAAUCAUGACAGAACUCUUUGUAAUAUUCAAUUGCACUAAUUAUCACUUAGAUAAAAUGUCUUUUAAUCAUCUAACAAUGACCACGUGAUACGCUUUUUUUUAAUUAUUAUUAUUAACUAUUAAUUUAUAAUUAUUAUUUAUAUUAUGUUGUAUUGUCAUUACUCAUUAUUUAAAAUAUUUAUACACUUAUUUUAUAAAACUAGUUAAUGAGAUAAAUCACGUAUUAUAUAAAUAGUUUUUAAAGUUUAAUAACAAAGUGACAAGAAUUAAUAAUUAUGUAACAUAUUUCAAUCUUGACAGUUGUAAAAUUUUUAUUAUUAUUCUUUUUUUUUAAUGAAAUGUCAAGUUAAUUUUUUAUGAUAUUGAAAUUAGCUGAGGUCUAAUAAUUUUUUAAUGUUUUUAAAAACGAUAAAUUUUUAAAAAAAUGCACAUAUAAUUUUAUUUAUUUUCUACAUGUGCAUAUUUUUAGUUUUUUAAAUUAAAUUGUUGAAAAAAAAAUCCGAAAAUUGUUAACCAAGACCAUAUUUUUAUGAGUGUGAAGUAGCAGACAUGAGACAUUUUAUGAAUUUUAAAUAAAUAAAUAAAUUAAUGGAAGUAAUGAAAUUUUAAAAAAUGCGUGGGUUGAUUUUUUGUUGAUCUAAAUACGCAUUUUUUAGUUUUUAUUCUACUUACAUUUUAUUUGAUUAUUCAAAUAUUUGAAAAAUUGCCACCAGUCAGUUCCAUUCACUCUCAUGAUAUUUUUAGUCAUAGGAUGCCUUGUAUUAACAAUAAUUAACAAUGUAAUUAUUUAAUUGUCUUGGUACAAUUUUAGCGGUGCCCGAUUCCAUUAUUAUGAUCCGUACCAAAAAGAUAAUUAAUUAAAUUUAUUUUAUUAAUUAUAAUAUUUAAAUGGUCAUGCAGAUUGUAGGGAAAAAAUAUCUUGUCAAUAGACUAGCAUUAAUCAGUAUAAUUAAACAAUUAAUUAAAUAAUAAUUUACCAAGUACUAAUUAAUUAGUAUUAAAUAAUAUAAUUGUCGCAAUGUUUUGAUUUUUUUUUAAUUUUAUUAUUUUACAAAAGCAAUAAUAGAAAAAAAUAAUAAUAGCAAUCAUGUCUAUAACUUUUGUAUAAAUUAAAAUUGUGAUUUAAUAUUAUAUUGUAUUGUAUUGUAUAUUUUAUUAUUUUGCUUAUUUUCUCUUUUAACGUACAUUAAUAUAUAUUUAAUCGUAAUUAUUGUCGUAAAACAAAAAUAAUCACAAAUAAAUAAAUUUUGAGAGGAAACAGAAUUAAUAUGAAAUGAAGAGACAUGAAUAUAAUUAAUAGUAUAAUUAAUUGUUAAAUGUAAUCACUGGGAAAAAAAUAAAUACUCAAACAAUAUCUCAAACUAUAAAUGCUAAAAAAUUUGAAUGUUUUGUCUAAUGUAAUUUAAAACUCGUAUUGUUUAGUAAAUGUAAUAAAGAUGAGAAUGUGAAAGAAAAAUAAGUUUUUUUUUAUCACCUUCUUCUUAAAUAUUUAAAUAAUUCAUUUAAAAUGGUUUAAGAAACUCAGGCGGGUGACAGCCCUAGUUUUUUCGUAUCGCAUGAUUUCAAUGUUAUGGAAAAAUAUUUUUAUUUCUUUAAAUUUUACAUAAGUACAGUUUUUUUAAAUAAAUUUUGCUACUUUUCCCAUUUUAUGUCAAGCACAGAAACCCCGGGUUUAAAUAGAGUAGGGGUAGAGGUACCAUUUUUGUUUUGGCCACUAUAGGGCUAGUUCUGGACACUUGAAAAAUUAAUAUAAAAUCAUUUUUAAAAGAUAUAAUGACAUAAUUGAUUUUAAAAAUGUGUUUAAUGAUACUUUUAUCCUACCAUUAAAAUGGAAAUUUUAUUUUAUACUUUUUCAUUAAUUAAAAUAAAGCAUUAAAUCUCCAACAGGGGAACAGUGGCCAAAAAUGCUACUUCUUUUCUAUAUGUAAAGUCUAGAAACUUUUAUAACUUGUCUUUUUAAUUAAAUAUUUAUCAUUAAUGAAAAAGUAUUUAA